AUGGAAUCUAGAAGCCCCAAACUCACCCUCGUGGUCUGGGCACAACAGGACGGUUACUUGUCCCGUCUUACAGACAAGCAGACCGAGGCUCGCUGGGCCCGGCUCUCCUGUGGGGGGGUCAGUCCCUGCAGGGGCCCAGGGGCUGGUUUUCUCAGGGUUCUGCUCUCUCUCUCUCCUCCCACAGGGGCCCAGAGCAGCAGCGGCAUCAACCUCAAGAAGCAGAGAAGCCGAAGCAUCUUCAGCUCCUUGUUCUGCUGUUUCCGCAGCUACGAUGUGGACACCACCUCUGUCCACAGCACGAGCAGCAGCUACGUGCUGCCCCCCGUGGUGGAGGAGAAUGGGGGGCUUCAAAAGGGCGACCAGAAGCAAGCCGUUCCCGUGCCGAGCCCUUUGGUGAAGUACCUCCUCCCAGAACUGUCGGUGCCAGACUUCGGCAAGAAGUGCAUGGUCAUCGACCUCGACGAGACCCUGGUGCACAGCUCGUUCAAGCCCAUCAGCAAUGCCGAUUUUAUCGUUCCGGUUGAAAUCGAUGGAACCAUACACCAAGUCUACGUGCUGAAGAGACCCCACGUGGACGAGUUUCUGCAGAGGAUGGGGCAGCUCUUCGAGUGUGUCCUUUUCACCGCCAGCCUGGCCAAGUAUGCAGACCCUGUGGCAGACCUGCUGGACCGCUGGGGGGUGUUCCGGGCCAGGCUCUUUCGAGAGUCCUGUGUCUUCCACCGAGGAAACUAUGUGAAAGACCUUAGCCAGCUGGGGCGCGAACUGAACAAAGUGAUCAUCAUUGAUAAUUCUCCGGCCUCUUACGUCUUCCACCCAGAGAAUGCAGUCCCUGUGCAGUCCUGGUUUGACGACAUGAGCGACACUGAGUUGCUGGACCUAAUUCCCUUCUUUGAAGGACUGAGUCAAGAGGAAGACGUCUACUGCAUGCUUCGGAAACUCUGCCACAGGUAGCCCUGGGCUCGUCCCUCCUUCCAACCUGGCUGGGGCUGUUGCCAAAACCACACCCAGCUAUUUGGUCCGGGAGCCGACCUCCACUGUCCACGCCUGGAAAUGGAUGCUGGGAGGAGGAGGUUUCUGCCAGAGCUGGAAGGAAAAUGAGCCUGGGUAGCGCUCAUCGUCAUCAUCACCGUCAUCACUAACACCAGUGAGCAGAGGGCCUCACUGGCCUUCAGAAGCUUCCUGUCUGUCUCCUCAAGUGUGGUCGAUCAUGCCUCUUUUUAAAAAGGAAAAGAAAAUCACUAUUUUAAAAGGAACUCUUUUCAUGAAUUUCAUAAAUAGAAACACGUUUUACGGGAUCGCUUUUUCUUAAAACAUACCAAAAAAAUGAAUGAAUCUUGAUGUGUUUCAACCGUUGAACCCCUGCUCCCAACUGUCCUUGGGACGUUGCCGACAUUCAGACCUUCUCCCUCUCUUUCCUGCUUAGAGCAGUUGAACUGACUCUGAGUCUCUUUCCUACUGAAUGAAGUGCCUUUGGAAUGUUAUUUUGAGAUAAAAGUUAAUUUUUGUAUACUGAGUAUUUCCAGACAUCUUUUAAUCUUUUAUUGUCUAACUGCUUUAAAAAAAAGAAAGAGAGAGAGAGAAAGAGAGCGUUUUAUAGAGCACUGUAAUAUAUAAUAACUAAAGAAACGGAAAAACAGGGCAGCUGAGGUGCUGGGGCCCUUCUGCACGCAGGUCUGGAGACGCCGCCACGUUUCCACGUCGGGCUUAAGAUCUUGGCAUCUUGUGAUGUUGCUCCGGUUCCAUGUUCGUCCUCGUUGUCCCCAUCCAUUGUGACAGCUUUGAGGCUCUCCGCGUUUGUGCGACCUGAGCAUCCUAGAGAAUGUUUCAUGGCAUGGAGUUUUGGGUUGAUGUUUUUUAAGUGGUCACAGAUUGGGCUUUUCAUCCCCUUUCCCCGCAAAGAAGGGGGAAUCUCAUCUCUUCUCCUGCCCAGCUGCCAUCCAGGCAUGAUUUGCAAUGUGAUGACAAAACCCCCAUUCUCUUCGGAGGCCAAAAAAAAAAGUCUCUCUAAAAACCUUUCCUUUCAAAGAGCCUAUUGGGGUAAGCUGGAUAUACCUGUCAAGCUAUUCUGGGAGUUUUCAUUGCUGCUACCAUUCCAUCAGCCGAUGGAACUGGCCCUGGCGGCUGUGAUACUGUUCUUUGCCACCGUGCCUACGCCAAAAACCCACUUGCUUUGACCUGCCAAUGCGGGAAAUCUUCUCCCCCAAGUGGAGGCACCCACUGGAUGCAGGAGCUCUCUUGUUCCAACUUCUUGAGAAAUUUCAAAUAACAAAAGUAAAGCAUCUCUCCAUGGCAUUCGUUUGAUAUUCAAGAUGGCGGCACACUCACUGCUGGGAUCCGUUGGCUACCAUCCUCGUGCCAAGCAACAAUGGGGAAGAGUUCACCUCCAGAAGUCCUGGAGCAGGGAGGGAAGCUGGGCAUCUUCCCUAGAUCCAGCUGCUAGGGCUGGCCUCAGGAGGAGCCGGAGAAGAGGGAAGGAGAUGGCACUCGUUCCUCGUCCAGCCCAGAGCACGCAUGAUGCUUUUCCACGAGGUCUGAAAGCUGUGCCAUGAAACUUGUUGCAAAGUAAGACCAUCUGGACAGCAUUGUUUCUGAAAGAACCAGCCAAUCUUGGGUACAAGUGCCAUCCCCCCACACUGUGCCCCUUCUCCACCAUCGCAGCUCUGAAGGAGAAAGGGCUUAGGAAUGCCUGGAUGGUGUACAUUUUAUCGGAGCUCAAAAUUCUUCUUUUGCUUUCACUUGGAAUGUGGAGGGAUGAACCCAGCUGCCAAAAAGCGUGCCCUCUGUAUGGUGAAUGGCUGCCAUGGGGAACUUGGGCUGCCAUACGGUCUGAAGGGAGACAUCCAGGCGGGACCUCGGGGCCCAAGAACGAGCUGGCGUUUCCAUUCCAUGACAGCCGUGGGCAGAGCCGUUGUUCAGUGCUCAUUCAUCCAACCAGUGAUUGAUUGAACCCAUUGCCUUAAAUGUCUGUGAAUGAAUGUUGAUCCUAAGUGUCUUUCACGUCUCAAGUCCCUACGUCCACAGACAUGUGAACUUCUGUUCUGACCUCCGGCAGACAGAUGAAUUUCGACAAGACACAACCAAAUCAUGUUCUUUCUUGGCUUCCCUGGAUGCCCUUGGAAGAGGGUAGAGAGCCUUUAAAUUCACAGAGCAGGGAAGGCUGGUGCCCGAAGUUGUCUGCCCUCUCCAGCUGGGAGGAUGAGGCUGAAACCCUGCCCAUCUGGAGGGUUUCCUGACUUAGUCAGGUGGGAAGGGGUGAGCAGGCAUGACCCACUGCACCGCCUGGCUUCCUCAGCCCAGCUAGGUGGGGGCCCACCUUGAGAUGUCGUCUUCAUUUCCCGCACGGCAGUUGGUGCCAGACACCCAUCUUUAAAGCACCUCCCUACACUUUAAUGAAGCAAUAGGCCAGAAAAUGAAUAGAAUGUUUGCUUUAAAAAGGAAAAAUGGAUACGGGUAUUCUUAAUUGUUGCCAUGUGUAAAUUUAGAGGCAUUCAAAACAACAAAAGGUUAAAAAUGUUUUCUCUACAUGUGCCAUAUGUCCCCCCCCAAUCACCAAAGCAGCCCCUAGUUCAGUUUUCUGUUGAGCCCAAGGAAAAGGGCAGCCCCUCUGGAGGUCCAUAGUCCUUUACCUGCUGGGCUGCCAGGUGUCAUGCCUACAUGUAGCCUUUGUGGAUGCCAAGCUGGCAGGCAGGACACUUGGGUUCUGGAAAUCCAAGAUAGGGUGGCCACAUGAAGUGUCAGUAAACCAAGGCCACGUGUCUCUGGACACUGUCAGGGUUCCCCUGUUGCUGUUCCUGUGGCCUCCCCCUAUGGUUUUCUGAGCAGUGUUUUUGUUCAUGACAAAGAAGGGUCCCCUGCUCCUCGGGGCACCAGGAGAGGCAGAUGGCAUGGGCUUAUAGACAAGAGAGCUCCUGGACGCAGCUGUGUGACUUCCAAACAUACACAGUCUUCUCCUUUUUCAAAGGCCAAGCUGCAGCCCCUGGUCAGCCACAGGGGCUGCUGAUUUCCAAGGUGCUGGGAGGAGAGGGAGAGGGCGCUGCUUGAGAUUCUCUUGGCUAUCUAUGCAAACUAAGCUGUUGGGUAUUUGUUCCAUUUUUGCUGUAACCGUGGUGGGUGCCAUCUGUCUUUGGUCCAUCCUUCUGGGCACCUUCUUUGUAGAGUAACACACGCUCAGCAGCGGGCACACUGCUUAUCUGGAGAGGUAUGGGUCUGUGGGUACCUCACUGCCAGAAGAAGCCCUGGAGAAGCGAGGGCCGCAGGAGGAGGGAGCCGUCACUCCUCAGGGGUACGAUGCUUUCCUCACUGUCAAAAAUAAAAGUUUUUACCAAUGGA
This is a messenger RNA of Gracilinanus agilis (Agile Gracile Mouse Opossum), 4329 nucleotides long. It is a transcript of the gene CTDSPL, whose product is annotated as CTD small phosphatase like. The transcript has 9 exons. Gene Ontology annotation, molecular function: RNA polymerase II CTD heptapeptide repeat phosphatase activity. Bases 1 to 951 code for a protein of 316 amino acids. The record is from RefSeq and is a predicted model, not a curated record. NCBI's taxonomy places the organism in Eukaryota, Metazoa, Chordata, Mammalia, Didelphimorphia, Didelphidae.